This is a messenger RNA of Danaus plexippus (monarch butterfly), 1788 nucleotides long. RefSeq lists its product as uncharacterized. The record is from RefSeq and is a predicted model, not a curated record. NCBI's taxonomy places the organism in Eukaryota, Metazoa, Arthropoda, Insecta, Lepidoptera, Nymphalidae. The coding region runs from base 1 to 1788 and encodes 595 amino acids. Gene Ontology annotation, molecular function: RNA helicase activity; ATP binding; nucleic acid binding. The transcript is spliced from 7 exons.
AUGAAAAAACUGAUUGGUGAAGAUGCCAUGAAUGACGCAGAAUUUUGGGGACAUGCAACUUGGGAAGAAGAGAACCAAGAUGAAGAUUGUUAUCUUAUCUUAGGAAGAAAGAAUCCAAAACAAAAGAAGAAAGGUUUACAACGAUCCAUUGAAAAAAAACCCCAAGGUAAAAGCCUCAACUCGAGCACGACCUUGCCCUCCUGCACCUGCUUGUCCAGAAAUGAUAUCGUAUACUACACCGUCUACAAAAAAAAUAAAACAAAAAAAAAAGCCUUAAACCCGUUUGAAAAGCUGGGAUUGAAUAGCAAUUUAGUAAAAUCUGCAUUGAAAUUUGGCUACAAAUUACCAACUCCAGUUCAGCGAAAAUGUAUUCCAAUUAUUUUGGAAGGAAAAGAUUUAGUUGCAAUGGCACGAACUGGCAGUGGAAAAUCUGCAGCAUUUCUUCUUCCAAUUCUCCACAAUCUAAAUGGCCACUGUAAAACUGUAGGUAUAAGAAGCAUUAUAUUUGAGCCUACCAGGGAAUUAGCAUUUCAAAUCGAAAAAUUUGCCAAACAAUUAUGCCGUUUCACGGAUAUAAAAAUAUGUACAAUAGUUGGCGGUGCAAGUAUGACAAAUCAGUUUGAAAAUUUAUCGUUAAAUCCUGAUGUGAUUAUAGCUUGUCCUGGUCGAUUCAUGCAACACAUUGUUGAAAUUGAUCUUAAUUUGACUCGAGUUGAAUCAGUUGUGCUAGAUGAAGCUGAUCAAUUAUUCGAACUAGGAAUGGGAGAGCAAAUUGAGUUUAUAUUCUCUAAGAUACCAAACAAUAAACAAAUUAUCUGCAUGUCUGCAACACUACCGGACGCGUUAAUAGAAUUCACACGACUUGGACUCAAAUAUCCAAGUUUUGUGAGCAUGGAUUCAGAAAACGCUUUAUCACCAGAUCUGAAUAUGUGGUUUCUCUAUGUUCGAGCAACUGAGAAAGUUGCAGCUUUAACGUAUAUUUUACGAAAAUUAGUACUUAACGACUCUCUUACAAAAUCUAUGCAACUUCCACCGGGUGUUAUCAUAUUUGUAGCAUCUAGAUAUCAUGUAGAAUUUUUUAAUGACUUAUUGAAGAAAAUCGGAAUAAUUGCGUCUACAGUAUAUGGUUCGAUGGACGCGGAAGCCCGAUUAGAAAAUUUAACAAAAUUUAGAAAACAAAUUAAUCAAGUUUUAAUAGUUACUGAUAUAGCUGCUCGUGGGUUAGAUAUUCCUGAAGUUGGAGUUGUUAUUAAUUUUGACUUCCCAACUUCAACGAAAUUCUUUACACACCGAGUUGGAAGAACAGCACGUGCUGGAAGAAAGGGACUAGCGAUUUCGUUUACAACUCGAGAAGACUUACCUCAUUUAAUGGAGCUUUCUGUGUUCAAUGGCUUCAAAUUGGAAAAUAUGAACAAUUCAGAAGAUUAUGAUGAACCAGCUCAGUCGCUCAUUUUUCAAGACCUACAAAAAAGGUUGCUUACUAAUGUAACAUCAAAAACUGAUAAGAAUCAUUUUAAAGUGAUUCAAAGCAAACCAAUUAAAAAUGGCUCAAAUUUAUUCAAAGAAAGUAAUCAACCGAGUUCAGCUUAUAAAGAUAUUGAUCCUAAAUCAAGUCAAAACUCACUGGUAUUAGCACAAGAAAAUACUGCCAACGUAUUUGAUUGGAAUGAGAAAAAAAUUCAACAAACUUCAAAGACAACUUCACCAAAUAAUUUACUGGAUGCAAAGUUGAACCUAAAUCCCGAUGAUUAUUUGUGUAGCCUAAAACCUAAAUUAGUUAAUAAGUAA